Alternaria arborescens is the source of this 939-nucleotide messenger RNA. RefSeq lists its product as hypothetical. Gene Ontology annotation, biological process: L-cysteine biosynthetic process. NCBI's taxonomy places the organism in Eukaryota, Fungi, Ascomycota, Dothideomycetes, Pleosporales, Pleosporaceae. Gene Ontology annotation, cellular component: cytoplasm. The transcript has a single exon. The coding region runs from base 1 to 939 and encodes 312 amino acids. The record is from RefSeq and is a predicted model, not a curated record.
AUGGCUGAAUCACCUCCUAUGGGCAAUGCACUCGAUGCGAUCGGCAACACCCCAUGCGUACAGUUGCAACGAGUUGUACCAGAUGGAUGCGCGCGGGUCUUUGUAAAGCUUGAGUCACUGAAUCCGACGGGCUCCUACAAAGACCGUAUGGCAAGAUCCUUGAUUGAAGAAGCAGAGCGGAGAGGUGAUCUGCGACCCGGUAUGACCAUUGUAGAAGCUACUGGAGGCAGUACCGGCUCCUCGCUCGCUUUUGUUUGUGCUGUCAAGGGCUACAAAUUCCACGUUGUAUCGUCCAACGCCUACGCGGUCGACAAGCUACGAGCGAUGGCAGCGUUCGGCGCUGAAGUGGAUCUGGUCAACAGCCCUUCUGGUCGCAUCACAGCAGACUUGAUUCCAUCGAUGAUAGAACGUGCAAGGACGAUUGCUCAGGGCGACACUUACUAUCCCACCGACCAGUUCAACAACGCUGACGCUUACGUUGGCUACAAAGCACUCGGGCUGGAGCUGGUUAAUCAAUUUCCGAACGGCAUUGACGGGUUCUGCGCAGCUGUCGGUACAGCUGGUAUGAUCAUGGGCGUGUCGAAAAUCUUGAAGGAACGGUGGCCAAAAACUCAUGUUCGAAUUCUUGAGCCAGCAUCUGCGCCCACUAUUACCGAGGGGCGAAGUGGUGUGCAUGGCGUUGAGGGCAUAGGAAUUGGAUACAUGCCGCCUCUUCUCGAGAAGGACCUCUAUGACGACGCACGCGCAGUCUCGGAGGACGAAGGUCGUGCAAUGUGUCGACGUCUUGCGAAGGAGGAAGGACUCCUUGUCGGUACAUCCACCGGUCUCAACGUGACAGCUGCCAUUGCACUGGCAAAGCAACUGGGACCAGACAAGACGGUAGUAACGGUCGCGUGCGAUACGGGACUUAAGUACAUGCAUAGAGACCUGUACGAGUAA